AUGUCGCUUUUCACUGACACAGAAGCGGCGGAAAUCAGCCUUCGUGUGGCUUUCUCGUUUCUUGUGCUAAUCAGCCUCGUCAGUAACUCUCUGGUCUGUCUUGUUGUCCUGAGAAACCGGCUAAUGAGAAGCGCCAUGAAUUAUUUGUUGGUGAAUCUCGCCUGCGCGGAUAUGGUGGUAGCUAUAUUUUGAUCCCUCGGUAUAUCCUAAUUCACACGUACCAACCAACACCCGACGGGGCACACCGGGACUACCUCUGCAAGUUCCUAACCGGAGGGAACCUGUUAUGGACCGGGGCCGUGGUCUCGGUGGUAUCACUGAUUGCUGUUGCAGUUGAAAGAUAUUUUGCGGUGUUGUACCCACACGACGAGAAAAAACGUAUCACAAAGGCCAAACUCAAAUUCAUCAUACCUACCUGUUGGCUGUUUUCAAUCCUCUGGAAUCUUCCAGUAUAUGUGAUAAAAAAAUACAACGAGGAUUUAGAUUUUUGCCUCGAGGAUUGGCCCUCUGGUUGGUAUUUCAAUGCUUAUAG
Molecule: messenger RNA, 532 nt
Organism: Pocillopora meandrina
Lineage: Eukaryota; Metazoa; Cnidaria; Anthozoa; Scleractinia; Pocilloporidae
Source: the annotation of a GenBank genome assembly